GCUCUCCCUCUCCCUCUCCCUCACCAUUUUUUUCUCCUGCCGAGAGCUCUCCCCGAGCUCCCCAAGCUCUCUCGCCAUGCCGAAGAACACAUGCAAGACCUGCGCCCGCCGCUUCGCCAGCCCCCGAGCCCUCGCCGGUCACAUGCGCUCCCACUCCAUCGCGGCAGCCGCGGCGGCGGCCGCAAAGCAGCAGAUCUCCUCGGCGUCCUCCGCGUCGACCUCCUUCACCGUCGCCGACGAAGACGUCGGCUUCAAGAAGCCGGCCUCCAUCUACGCGCUCCGGGAGAACCCCAAGCGCAGUCUGCGCGUCGCGGAUGCCUCAUUCUCGGAUCGCGAGAGCGAGGCCGAGUCCACCCCGCCGCGCCCCAAGCGCGCGAGCGCCGCUGCCGCCUGGGGCGAGGCCGAGCAGGUGAGCUCGCUGUCGGACGCCGCCACCCCGGAGGAAGACGUGGCGCUGUCCCUCAUGAUGCUCUCCCGGGACUCCUGGCCGUCGCCCGCGCUCACCGAGGGCGACUACUCUAACGACGGCUACGCGAUCCCAGCUCCUCCCGCGCCGGCGCCGGUCGAGAAGCGGACGCAGUUCCAGUGCAGCGCGUGCAAGAAGAUGUUCCGCUCCUACCAGGCACUCGGCGGCCACCGCGCCAGCAACGUGCGCGGCGGCAGGGGCGGUUGCUGCGCGCCUCCCAUGGCUGCCCCUCCCCCGCAGGCCCAGCCGCCGUCGCCAUUGCCAGAGCACGACGGAGACGAAGACAUGGACGCGAAGCAGCAGCCGCGCGAGUGUCCCUACUGCUACCGCGUGUUCUCCUCGGGGCAAGCUCUGGGCGGCCACAAGAGGUCCCACGUCUGCGGCGCCGCAGCCGCAGCAGCGCAGGCAGCCACCGCCUCCACCUCCGCCGUUGCUCCUCCGUGCCCGAUCAAGAACCCUGGCAUGAUCGAUCUGAACGUCACACCGCCGUUCGAGGAAGUGGAGCUCUCUGCCGUGUUAGAUCCCCACUUAAAUCCAGGUUCUUGAAGCAGCCAAGCAGGCAGAUUAGUGCCAUCAUUUUGGUAAUUCCAAUGCCGGAGGUGAUUCGAGGUAAGCAACUAAGCAUCAGGGAGAUAAAUCCAAGGAACCAAAAGCUAAAAAAGAAGAAGAAAACGAACAAUCUUUUGUAGUUUAUUAUGGUUGCUUUCUCCUGCCUUUUCA
This is a messenger RNA of Phragmites australis (common reed), 1186 nucleotides long. RefSeq names its product zinc finger protein ZAT1-like. Bases 77 to 1012 code for a protein of 311 amino acids. Gene Ontology annotation, biological process: regulation of DNA-templated transcription. The record is from RefSeq and is a predicted model, not a curated record. The transcript has a single exon. Lineage: Eukaryota; Viridiplantae; Streptophyta; Magnoliopsida; Poales; Poaceae.